AUGAAUGAUGUUCAGAUCGAUUGGAAUGAUGUUUAUCCAGAAUAUACAGGAAGUGAUCUUCGAAGUCUCCAGGAUCAUGAAGAUUGUCAAAUUGUUCGAGGAGUAAAAUUUAACACAAAUUCUAAGGAAGAUGAGAGCAACUAUGGGUCAAAUUACUACUCAGGAAUUGAAACUGUCACAAAAGAAAAAUUUGUUAUUUCUCUAAAACCAUUCACAAACCAAACUGAUGCAAGCCAAAUCAAAAAUAAUUUAAAGCAAAGCUACCAUUUAAUUUCUCAAUGCAUCACAAGUGUCUUAGAAAUUCGUAGUCAUAAGAUUGGGGACAAUCAUGUGCAUAUAUUUUACAAAUUUUACAACUUCACCUUUAGAAACUAUAUACAAGGGGAAAGUGCCAGUAAAAACUUCAAGUACUUGCUGAAAAAAUUGUUCAAGGCUGUCGACUCGAUCCAUAAUAAGGAGAUCAUUAUUGGAAAUAUUUUACUUGAUAAUAUUGCAAUUGUAAAUGAGAAUAAUAAGCUCAAACCAAAAAUAUUUAAUUUAUCGAUGGCAGAAUCCUCAGCAGAUCAAGAAAUGUACACAAAAGACAAAAGAGAUGUUGGAAUUCUGAUACUUUCUAUUAUUGUUGGUGACGAAGACGCUCGAGCAAUUGCAAAAAAAUUUCAAAACGUUGAUACUCGAGAUGAGAAAUUUAACCUAAUUUAUGAGAAGGUAAAGAAUGUCUCAUGGAUUCCAAGGACUAAUAUCAAAAUAUUUGCAGAUCUAAUUGCCUGCUUAUUAAAUGUUAAACCUUCAAAUAGUCUCGCAGAAUUUAAGAAUCACGCCUUCUUUUACAACCGCGAGAAAACUUUAGAAUAUCUAAGUGCUGUUAAUGGACGUCUUAAUCUAAGUCAAGAUGAAAGGAGUAAAAACUCAAAAAAAGCCGAUGAUGUUAAGAACAGGAAAGACGUUUUAAACAAAAUAUUGCCAAACAACUUGGAAGUAUGCAAAAAACUUGUAGACUAUUUUGGAGGAUUUGAGCCAAAAGAUGCUACUUUAGCUGAACGAUGUAGAGAAGCGAGGAAUAAGGAGGUCCAUCUUGAAGACGAUACAGAUAGUGAAUGUGAAAUUGAAGCUGAAGAUUCCGACAAGAAUGGAGAAGCUGCAACCAAUUCCAUUCAAGCUGUAGAAUUUGAAAGUGAAUUUAAUAUCACAAGUUGUGACAAAAGUAGGCAAACUGAAAAUAGCAAUGAUUGUAAAAAAAAACCUAAAGCUCAUAAAAAAGAUCCAGAAAAAUGGAAAAUAUUUUCUAAAAUUCUUCUAAAGAAAGGCGGUGCAAUUAAUCUUCACCUAGAAGUAGAUGAAAAUUUCAUUUAUGAUUUGUUUAAUAGUGUCCGGAUUCUUGCUUUUAAUCCAAAUAUCAGAAGAUUCUAUAUUGACUCGUUUUUGUUUGAUGACCCGCAAAGUAGGUUUAAUGAUAUUCUUACUGAAAUCAAAUUAGAUGAAUCGAAGAAUAAAACAGAUGAUGCUGAAAAAACUAACGAGCAGUCGAAAAAUAUAGCAAAUAAAGCACCAAUAAAACCUGCCCCCAGUCGUUCGUCUGACGAACAAAAUGAAAAGAUCAGAAUGCAGGAUGUGUGUGAAAAAGCAAUAAAGCAAACCACAUCAACAAAUAAACCGAAAAAGAAAAAUAAGCCAACAGGGGUUUCGAAGUAA
Molecule: messenger RNA, 1692 nt
Organism: Chironomus riparius
Lineage: Eukaryota; Metazoa; Arthropoda; Insecta; Diptera; Chironomidae
Source: the annotation of a GenBank genome assembly